AACACCAGCGGCACGUGUUUGAGCAUGGCGGCCACCGCUAAGAAGAUAGUUGGUGUUUCUGAAGACUCAAGCAGCAGUGACGAUGAAGUGUUGAGAAGAUGUCAGGAGGCCGUUUGGGAAACACGAAGUGACACGAAGAAAGAUGGGGGCAAUGUGCAACAGUCAAAACGAAUUGUUGUCGCUGACCAUGAUCACGAUGCCAACGAGCUCCAGGUCACCCAAGGGUUUCGAACACAUGUCGCCAAAAAGUUAGGAAAUCUUCUCGACAGUCGCUUUACAGAGAUGAAGACUGAAACUGAAUCCUGUGCGGAGUCAGCAAAAUGUGAUGAUGAUGAUGAGGGAUUUCUUCUGUUUUCUACAUCAGUCCCGGGACAGGCAGCUGUAGAAGCCCCAGCCCCUGUGAGGCGGCGGCCUAUCUCCAGCUCAAGUGACAGUGACAGUGAGAUGGAAAUGAGGCUGCGGGAGGCGGCAGUGUCUAUCAAAGAUCUCUUGCCCUCUUUUUCGCUGCCCUCUACACUCUCCACCCCCUCAUCUGAGCUUCCCUGCUCAGAAAAUAUAAAGGAAAAGAAAAACGUGGUAGAGGAAAAGGAGAACCAUGUUGUUAAGAAGAAGAAGAAGAAGAAAAAGAGGAAACGGAAACAAGAGAAGGGUGAGCAGGUAGACUCUGCAGGUUCUCCUGUUAAUGAUGAGCAUGGGAACUCUGAGCAGGAACACACGCAGGUCAAAGUGAAGCGGAAAAAGAAGAAGAAGCGACACACAGAGGAAGAAGUAUGAUGUGAAUUUCUUUUGACUUAUCCUUCACUGUUUUGGGAUGUUUGUUAUCCAGUCUCUCACAAGCUUGAAAUAUAUAUCCCAAAACAUUUUGAAUAUGUUUUAGGAAGCUGUGUGUUUAAGAACAUUCAUCAUUUACACAACAGUAAAACUGUAUCUGAACAAAAAACCCUUUUUCAUUAAAAAACCUUUUCAUA
Molecule: messenger RNA, 968 nt
Organism: Notothenia coriiceps (black rockcod)
Lineage: Eukaryota; Metazoa; Chordata; Actinopteri; Perciformes; Nototheniidae
Gene: cunh12orf43
Product: chromosome unknown C12orf43 homolog
Exons: 6
Coding region: 25-774 (249 amino acids)
Biological process (GO): Spemann organizer formation; negative regulation of Wnt signaling pathway; Wnt signaling pathway
Source: RefSeq, a predicted model, not a curated record